GUUUCCUUUUUUUCUUUUUUUUCUUUUUUUCUUUUUAUUGUCGUUGAUUCCAUGGACUCCUUUUCCCCUUUCUUUUUGUCUGGUGGGUUUGUUUCUUUUGGGUUUUUUCGGUGUUUUAACUUUCUGGGUUUCUUUGUUUCGGUGUGUUUCCAAAUGGGUUUUCUUUAAUGAACCCUUUGUGGGGAUUUUUUUUCUCCCAUUUUUCAACAUUUUGCAACUUGGUAAAACCCCACUUAAAGUACAUCCUUGGAAACUUUGUAUUAUUGGAUAUUGUAUUGUGUUGAGUAAACCAUCCAUGGUACUGAGAGGUCCUAGUGCUCUACUUGUAAACCCCAUGAAGAAAUUUUCUGUUUUUAGGGCAAGUGGAUUUCGUUUUAAGCUUGAAUUGUUCUAGUUUCUGAAUAUCAAGUUAAUGUAAAUUUUAAAUGAUGGGAUGCUUCUAUCGAUGGAAUAAAAUUUGUAUAUUACCUUCAUAAUUAAACACAAUGUGUAUCCAGUCUUGUAAAUGGAUUGAUGUAUCAACUGGUGGGUUGAGAUUUCUUUUUGAAUGUAUUGGUUUAGCAUUUUCAUUUCGUGAAUGCUGUCUUAGGGAACGUGGUAUAAAUACCUAUUAACCACAAUGAGAUUUUUUAUUGAUUAUGAGCCUGAUGCGGAAGGCAUUGAAGAUGAUGGUAUGAUGAUAAAAUUUGGAAGUAAUAAAUUGGGGUUGGUUUGAAGAUCACAAUGAGUGUAGAAGGCAGAGACAUUGGUGGGUGUUGGACGAAUGGCGACGUUCAGUAAAAGUCUGCUACUGUCUCCCAAGUUUAUCUGGUGUAUGGAAAUGCAUAGAGAAUCAUAUUCCUUUCUUAUCUUUAUGAACCUAACCUAAGUUAUAGCAAUGAAGAAGUUUUGGAGAAAUCUGAUACAAAUGCUGGCUUGUGGUUGAUGUACUGGAGUUUCAGAGAUGAUUGAGUGUAAAUUGAUCGCCUUAUGAAUCUUUCUUUGAAUGAAUAUGAUAGUGAGCAUAUUGCACGAUAUACUGCAAGCAUUGGAGCCUGGUGGGAUUUGACCACAAGAUCCAAAAACUCAUGAUAGGAAAGGUCAUUCAUCUGCUUCUUUGAGAUCUCCAUCACUUGGGGGGAAUACACCAUCUAGAGGUCUUCAAGUUCAUAGAACUGAAGGUGAAAUAUUGUUGUCUCCAAAUCUGAAAGCCUUCACAUACAGUGAGCUUAAGAAUGCUACUAAAAACUUCCGCCCUGACAGUCUAAUUGGAGAAGGAGGUUUUGGUCAUGUUUACAAAGGAUGGAUUGAUGAACAUACACUUGAAGCUGUGAGGCCUGGAGCUGGAAUGGUUGUUGCAGUGAAGAAGCUUAAGCCCGAAGGUUUUCAAGGACACAAGGAAUGGCUGUCUGAAGUAAAUUACCUUGGUCAGCUUCAUCAUCCUAAUCUGGUUAAACUAAUUGGGUUCUGCCUUGAUGGGGAUAGCCGACUUUUGGUCUACGAGUAUAUGUCCAAAGGCAGCCUUGAAAAUCAUCUUUUUAGAAGGGGUGCGCGACCACUUUCUUGGGCAAUAAGGAUCAAAGUUGCUAUAGGUGCUGCUAGAGGACUUACCUUUCUGCAUGACUCCGAAGAACCAGUUAUCUAUCGUGAUUUUAAGGCAUCGAACAUCCUUUUAGAUUCUGAAUUCAAUGCAAAACUUUCAGAUUUUGGUUUGGCAAAGGCAGGCCCAACAGGUGAUCGGACUCAUGUGUCCACUCAAGUUAUGGGUACUCAAGGCUAUGCUGCUCCAGAAUAUAUUGCCACCGGUAGGUUAACGGCUAAGUGCGAUGUGUAUAGCUUUGGAGUUGUGCUGCUGGAGCUCCUCUCGGGACGUCGUGCUGUUGAUAAAACUAAAGUAGGCGUUGAACAGAAUCUUGUGGAAUGGGCAAGACCUUACUUGGCUGAUAAGCGCAAGUUAUUUCGGAUAAUGGACAUUAAGUUAGAGGGCCAAUACCCUCAAAAAGCUGCUUACAUGACUACAGUCCUUGCAUUGCAGUGCAUUCGAGAGGCAAAAUUCCGACCACAGAUGUCUGAAGUUUUAUACGCUCUCGAACAGCUCCCCCUGGUUAAGCAUGUUGAUACCCAAAGAGCAAACAGUCCAGGACCAAAGUCCCCGCUAAGACAUAAGUACCCUUCACCUUUAAAUUCAAUGACACCAAAACCGAGUUCGCCACUACCAUCCAAAUGAAAAUCCUAGAGAACCUUUGAGAAGGGAUGGAUCAUCUUUUUAACGAUCACCCAAGUGAAUAUAUAUCUUUGCCCUCGGUGUGUUCGGUUGGUAGACUGUAGCAGUCGGAAAAUCCCUUUCCCUCUUUCGUCCUCCCUCUCGUCUUCGACUUGCGAAGGAUGAUGAUCUGUAAAUGGAGAUUGAGUUUGUUUGGGAGGUGGGAAAAGGUUGGGCAGCUGCCACUAUAAAUUUCGUAGAGAUAAUAUUUUACCUUUACACAGAAGGGGAUUGAAAUAAUGAGCAGCAGAGAGAUGGUUUAGUUUGGCAUUUUACUCCGAGGGAAUUUGUACUGAGAAUUUGUGAUUUGACAAUCAAACCUUAAAAUUUAAAUGGAAGGUUUCUGUUGGCUUCAUAAUAUUUUAUGUUGCCAACCAACCAAUGUUUUGGUUUUUGUUGUCUUUGUUCAUUGACUAAUCGCAAAAGAUUCUCACACCAA
Messenger RNA from Cucumis sativus (cucumber), 2681 nucleotides. Its product is annotated as probable serine/threonine-protein kinase PBL3. The record is from RefSeq and is a predicted model, not a curated record. The coding region runs from base 1328 to 2206 and encodes 292 amino acids. Gene Ontology annotation, biological process: protein phosphorylation. The transcript has 6 exons. Gene Ontology annotation, molecular function: ATP binding; protein kinase activity. NCBI's taxonomy places the organism in Eukaryota, Viridiplantae, Streptophyta, Magnoliopsida, Cucurbitales, Cucurbitaceae.